This is a messenger RNA of Cladophialophora immunda, 2294 nucleotides long. RefSeq lists its product as uncharacterized. The record is from RefSeq and is a predicted model, not a curated record. Bases 27 to 2258 code for a protein of 743 amino acids. NCBI's taxonomy places the organism in Eukaryota, Fungi, Ascomycota, Eurotiomycetes, Chaetothyriales, Herpotrichiellaceae. Gene Ontology annotation, biological process: regulation of DNA-templated transcription; DNA-templated transcription. Gene Ontology annotation, molecular function: zinc ion binding; DNA-binding transcription factor activity, RNA polymerase II-specific; DNA binding. The transcript has 6 exons. Gene Ontology annotation, cellular component: nucleus.
AUUUUGCCUGUGCUCGAACGAGCCAAAUGGAUAUGCCGUCAUCUAUACGCUCUAACUCGCCUCGGAUGCGGAAAGAGAGGAAGACGGCCAACGCAUGCGUCGAGUGCUACCGGCGAAAACAGAAGUGCGAUCGCAAGCAGCCCUGCAGUAAUUGUGUCGGCCGGAAUGUUACUCCUAAAUGCCAUUACAGCAACCCAAGAAUAUCAGGCACUACGGAAGAGGCAAUCGGCACCCGGAUCGUGCAAGCACCAGCACCACCAGAUGGAACACCUGAAUUUACUACAGCAGUAGAGCCACAGGCGGCCGAUCUGGGCUACUCGUCUACUGCCGGCAGUAACGCCUUGGUGGAUUUCAAAGAGCUUUUCCAGAAAGAGAAUGGGCUUGACGCCGUUCCGCGCGCUCAUCAUCACCCGUUUCACCAGUCUGAAGCAUUUGCCACAUCAAGUGCGGCCAAUACCCGACUUCCUUCCAGGGUGGCCACAAUCAAGCUAGUGGAAGUUUUCUUCGACGAAGUCAACUGGCAGUACUUCAUUCUCGAAAAGCAAUACUUUGACUCCUUAGUUAUCUGCUGGUAUGGAACCAAUGUUGAGACCUUGUCGCACCUCAGCUAUGAAGAACUCGCGAGAGAGCUUUACUACUUUCCGGCAUUACUGUUCCAGGUUUUGGGCCUGGCGAUACAGGGUCUACCGCUCAACUCGCCUGUCUGGGAAUUCUUAUCGCAGGCCGAUAUGAAUUUGUGCCAGAAAUACAGUGACAUUGGGGAGGAGCUGAUGAUCCAGGCCCAAAGAGAAAAUGUGGCUCUUACAACAGUUCAAGCAGAUUUUCUAAGGGCAUCUUGGUUGAAGAACAUUGGAAAGGGUGUAGAAGCUUGGCGUAGCAUAGGAAAUGCAAUCCGAUCCGCACAAGAGCUCGAGCUUCAUCGCCACAAAAAUGCCCACGAACAAGGUUUGAGUACUCCUGGCACAACACUUAGCCGCAUGUGGUACGAAGAGUAUAAGCGACGGCUGUGGAUGAACUUGUGUACAUGGGACGCUUUGACUGCAAUGAUACUUGGUCGCCCCAGGGCUAUCCAUCCCGAUGAUUGCGACGUGGAGGAGCCAACUGAGUGCAAUAUCCCACAAGAUCCAUCCACCUGUGCCCCGGGCACUCAAGAAGCUAUUGUGGGACGAGACAGGCCUAACACUGUGUCCAACAAUCUAUUCCUGUACCGACUCUCGAGUGUGUGGCAUACUAUGAAAGCGCUGAAAGCCGAUAGAUCUUAUCUACAGGAUUACUCCAUCGUUGAACAACUUCAUGACCAGGUGAACCGUAUAAUGAACCGGCUGCCACUGACGCUUCGACAUGAGCACCCCAACUUAUCAUGGGACAAUCAAUACCCAUACCUACGCCAACAGAGAGAGGACAUUCUCACCAAAGCCAAUCUAAUGCUAAUAGCAAUACACCGUCCACACAUGAAGUACCGGGCCGAGGCACGGCGCGCCGCAUUACAAGCUGCGAUCGUGAUAUUAGACUCACAGCAUCGAUCAUUUAUGAUGGCCAGGCCACACCAAUAUAAGCUAUUUGGACUGUCCUUCUACACCAUCGACGCAUCGCUGUUGCUCUCGGUUAUGGCGGCUAGGUAUCUACCACAAAAGGACAGCGAGGUCAUGGUGAAGAUCGAUUAUGUCUUGCACCAAGCUAUAAAUAGACUGAGUGCAAUGCAUUCAUACAGCCCAAUUGCACGCUCUGGUCUCACUAUCCUUGGACAGUGUUAUCAUGUUCUACGGAAGCGCCUGGAGUGCAAUACUGCCACAUUGGAUUCUCUAAAGGCCACGGCCACCGACCUUGGAAAUCUCGAGCAGGAGUUUGAAGUCGACGUGGUGAAAGAUAGCUUGUCCGAAAGGCGGCCACGUCCGCCGCAUCAGCAAUACCAACAGCAUAACCAGCAAGAGUCGGUAUCGAACGCUCCAAUAUCUUUACCUAGCGGAUGCUCCGCAUCGAGUCCUCCAAUAUCAAGUGAGCCAAAUUCGUCGCAAAGUGGUUGGACUUUUGACACAACUGCGGAUGCGGGAUUUGUGGCUACAACUGCCGUUCAGCCAUCUCCACAUCUUGGUCCGUGGACCACAGACUUUGACGAGACGUACUGGCUGAGCAUGAUCAAUGAGAUCCCCGACGUACCGAAUACAGAUCCCACAGAAACUGUCCAGAUAGGCGGAACCGUUGACGCAGCCGCUCUGGAGUACAACACUGUUUGGAAUCAAAUUCAGUUCUUUGAGUAAAGCACCUAAAGUGUUUUGCCUUGGCCUAGCUUGGAG